Silurus meridionalis is the source of this 1730-nucleotide messenger RNA. RefSeq names its product protein SCO1 homolog, mitochondrial (gene sco1). The transcript is spliced from 7 exons. The coding region runs from base 185 to 1066 and encodes 293 amino acids. The record is from RefSeq and is a predicted model, not a curated record. NCBI's taxonomy places the organism in Eukaryota, Metazoa, Chordata, Actinopteri, Siluriformes, Siluridae. Gene Ontology annotation, biological process: mitochondrial respiratory chain complex IV assembly.
CAUCCGCUUUUCGUUUCACUCUAUGUCAUGCUGCUGGACUGACCUUAAAACUGUGCGCUGGUUUUUGAUGCACUGAUGAAGAAUCUUAUUUUUUAUGGCAUUCCGAUUAUUGAUUUGUGAGCCGUGUUAGCGCAAGUCAUUUACGUUUUAAAAAAACUCACCUGGAAGCCGAUUAUACUUCGCCAUGGCCACACUGGUUUUACAGGGACUCAGGUGUCCGAUGUACAAGCCAUUCAUUCUGCAUAAGUUUCAUUCCAGCCGCAGUUUCUGCUACAAAACCUGUUCACACCUGAUCAAGAAAGGAACUUGCACUCCGCUGAAUGUAGCCUUCACAUGCAGAAGGAUGGCAUUUCCCAAUGUGAGGACACUGUCUUCUGUCCCUCCACCUCCUUCAUCCAGAGGCAACAAAUCUACAGAGAAGAAGAUUGGUCCAGUCACAUGGAAAUCUCUCGCUGCCACCUUUGCCUUGGGUGGAACUCUUCUUCUGGGCAUGAAAUACUUUAAAAAAGAGAAAGAAGAAAAGUUUGAAAGAGAGAGAACAAAGUCUUUGGGAAAACCAUCUCUUGGAGGCCCAUUCUCUCUUAUCGAUCACAACAGCAAACCUACAAAAAGUGAAGACUACCUCGGCCAGUGGGUGCUGAUCUAUUUUGGAUUCACACACUGUCCAGAUAUCUGUCCUGAUGAGCUGGAGAAAAUGAUUGAAGUCGUAGACGAAAUUGACAGGAUAAAAACACUCCCAAAUUUAACACCGAUUCUGAUCACGAUUGAUCCAGAAAGAGAUACGCCUGAGGCCUUGACAGCGUAUGUCAAAGAGUUUUCCCUGAAGCUGAUAGGCAUGACAGGAACCAAGGCACAAAUCGAGCAGGUGUCCAGAGCAUACAGAGUGUAUUACAGUCAGGGACCAAAAGACGAAGACAACGACUACAUUGUGGAUCAUACCAUCAUUAUGUACCUGGUGGGUCCUGAUGGAAAGUUUGUGGACUAUUACGGCCAGAACAAGAAAUCAGCCGAGAUCUCCUCUUCCAUUGCAUCACACAUGAGGAAGCACAAACACGGCAAGCAGUGAAAGAUGGAAAUCACCAGAGACAUUAACUUCUGUAUAGAAUAUUGCUUUUCAUUUCUCCAAAUGAAUGGGUCUUAAGUAAAAGACAUUCUCUGUUUUUUUAUUAUUUUUUUUUAUUUUAUUUUACCGGAGCUGUAAAGGUACACUGAAACACCUUUAUAUUUAUAAAGAUUUGGACUUGGUGUGAACUAAUGGCUGCAAUCUGUUAAUGAUCUCCAAAACUAGAAACCAAGCAGAAUACAAGCAGUUAUAUUUAAUUUGCAGCAUAUUUUGAAUCCUGCAUUUCUUGUGCCCAGAUUUUGCUUAAGUUGUUCUCCGAGUUAUUUGCAUCAGACAGGAACAGGUUUUCUUGUCCUAAUCUGCUGGGAAGGUGACAUUUCUCUCCAGGAAGUCUCCUGCUGAUCUAGGAUCAGACUGCUUCUUAGCAGAACCGAAAAAAAGAGACUGCUAUCACCAAAUCUUUAUUUGAUGUUGUUUAGGUCCAUGGAGGAAUAGCAAUCAACUGUACUAUGAUGUAGUGCCAAGGUUGGUUACAGCUCUUCCUGCUCACCAACAAUAGAACAAAUGUCCUGGUUGUUUUUUAGGCAUAGACCACAGAAUUUGAAGCAACUGAAUUAUUAGGAGGAGUAUGUUUAAUAAAAAGGACACCUCUGGUAGACUCACUUGA